CCCCGCUCCGGCGGCUCCCGGGCUCCUUCACAGCUCGCCCCAGGGGGCGCGGGGUUCCCGGUGCCCGCGGCUUUGUCAGGGAGCCCCGGCGCCUCUUUGUCUGCCGCCUCCGGGCAGCCGGGCUGGAGCCGGCACGGGCGGCACCGGCGGCCGUUUGGCUCCGGAACGGCACCGGGAGUGGGGAUCUCAGUGCCACGGGGAGCUGCUGGGCUCCGGGCGGCACCGGGAGUUGGGAUCCAGGGGGCAUCGGGAGCCGCUGGGAUCCAAAACGGCACCGGGAGUUGGGAUCCAGGCGACACCGGGAGCUGUUGGGCUCCGCCGCGGCACCGGGAGUUGGGAUCUCGGCGGCACCGGGAGCCGUUGGGCUCAAGCGGAGCCGGGCUGCAAGAGGCACAGGGCUAAACCCGCCGGUGCCGGUGCAGGAAGUGCGCAGGGAAAGGCGGGAGGGCUGACGAGUCCCCGCAGGACCGGGCUUGCCCCGCGGAGCCGGCUGCGGGGGGGGUGCCGGAGACCGGCAUCCCAUCCGCCGUCCUGGCGUCGCAAAACCUGCUGGGAACGCUGGUGGAGCUUGGAAAGUUGCUCGCACGGAAUAAUUGCUUUCGGGAAAUUUCCAGAGGGACUCGUCCACAGUCCUGUUUUGAGGCUGAAUCCCAUAAACCCGGUGCUGCGGGAGGAGCGGAGGCGCCGCCGCCGUUUGCCGGGGAGGGCUCGGUGGGGUUUCUUCUGGAACGCGAGGUCCUUCUCCAUCUGCGUGGUCUGGGCAGUCCUUUCCCUACAGCAGCGGACAGUGGGCUGGCCUGUAACGACUCGUCUGUGCAAGCUGCCUGUCCUGGAGGACUACGCGGACCCCUUCGAUGCGGCGCAGGUGGCUGGGAGCCAGGCAGGGCUGGAGAAAGUGAUGGAGAACGAUGGAUACAUGGAGCCGUACGAAGCCCAGAAGAUGAUGGCUGAGAUCCGCCAGAAAGGCUUACGGGAGGCUCCCGCCCGGCCGCUACACCUCUACGACACUCCCUACGAGCCGGUGCUCGGAGGGCUGGAUGUGGAUACUGAGCGCCCGGCUUGCUCCAGGCCCAGGGAGUCCCGGUUGCCUGAGGAUGAUGAGCGACCGCCAGAGGAAUAUGACCAGCCCUGGGAGUGGAAGAAGGAGCGGAUCUCCAAAGCGUUUGCAGUUGAAAUCAAGGUCAUUAAAGACCUGCCGUGGCCACCGCCGGUGGGACAGCUUGACAGCAGUGAAAGCCCCCCGGAUGGUGAGGCGGGUGCCCCCGUCCCUCCGCAGCACGGCCAGCCCGGCUACGAAGACGCCAACGAUGCCUCUGCCUGCCUCCAACAGGCACAGUGCAUCUCUUGGAGCCUGUGAUGCGAUGACUUUGUGCUGCCAGCGAACACCUCGGUGUUUGAUCUCCUGUCUUUUGAGUGAUGGCCUCAAUUUUGAAAGGUGGUUAGUUGAAAUGGAAGCCUGGAUGUUGUGCACGAGGGCAGCCCAGCUGCUGCAGGUGCAGGGCUUGGCAAACCUCAGCGCUAGGCACCUCCUCCCAGAGAUGCUUCUUGGGCUUAAGCCGGAGCGGUUUGGGGUUUGUUUGGCUGCCUUCCUCCCUGGCUGUGAGGAGACUGGCUGGGGGCCAUGGGGCUGUUUGUCCUGGAGAAGAGGAGGUGAGGGGAGACCUCAUUGCUCUCUGCAGCUCCUGGAAAGGAGGUGUUGGAGAGGUGGGUGCUGGGCUCUGCUUGCAAGUGACAAGCAGUAGGGUGAGAGGAAGUGGCCUGAAGUUGUACUGGGACAGGUUUAGAUUGGACAUCAUGAAAUACUUCUCCACUGAAAGGUUUCUCGGCCACUGGCAGAGGCUGCCCGGGGAGGAGGUUGAGUCCCUGUUCCUGGAGGGGUUUAGAAGCCAAGUAGAUGAGGUGUUCAGGGAUGGUUCAGUAGUGGACGGGUACAGUUGGACUUGACCUCAAAGGUAUUUUUCAACUGAACGAUUCUACAUUUCUCCACGUUGCAGACCUGCUCGCCUGCGCAGGGCCCGGAAAGGGUUCCCUUGGACAGGAUAUCCCACAGAGGAUGCCCUGCUAGGGAGAAAACCCUCCCUCUCAGGGUAUUUUCUGCGCCUGCCCCGCAGCAGCAUGGCCUCGGCAUCGCUUUGCUGCUGAGGCUGGGGAGGAACGAUGGAACAUCCUACCCUGGCAUGUGGGUAGGGGACAGAGCCAGAAGCAGCCUGCGGUGGGGAGAACUUGCUGAGCCAGAGACAUCCAGCUCAUCCCGGGGGCUCUGGGAGCCGCGCGCGGGCUUAUCUGCCUCCGGGAUGCCCGUGCCUCCGCGACAUCAGCCACCGGCAGCCUGGCGUCGCACAGUCCUGCCGAUCGAUAAGCAAUUUGUGCGAGGGGGCUGUCGUGGCGGGGGCCAAUGAUGGACUCGCGGGAGGAGGGAGAAACAAUAUUGUUAAUGCUGAAAUCCGCCUGCACAGAAAUAACAGCUGUGGGAGGCUGAGUCCCAGGGAAUAGCUCGGUCAAUCCCCAGCCGCUCACACCAGGGUCAGGUUGCUCCAAGCCCCAUCCAGCCUGGCCUUGAGCCCCUCCAGGGAUGGGACAGCCACCACCGCUCUGGGCACCCUGGGCCAGGGCCUGCCCACCCUCACAGCAAAACAUUUCUGCCUAAAAUCUCAUCUCAAUCUCCCCUUUUUCAGCUGAAAACCACCUGCCUUGUCCUGUCCCUGCCCUCCCUGAUCAAAAGCCUCUCCACAGCUUUUCUGGAGCCCCUUUCUGUACUGGAAGCUGCUCUAAGGGCGCUCCACAGCCUUCUCUUCUCCAGGCUGAACAACCCCAACUCUCUCGGCCUCUCUGAGAAGUGUGUUCACCAUGUCCAGACUGGCUGCUCCCUUUCGCUUCGUUUCCCCCUUCCUCUUUUCUUUUCAAUUAAAUUUAAUUUUUCCCUGAGAUUUUAGACCCUCUCUUCGCUGCUUCUCUGUGCCACAGCCACUCAGUCUCUGGUUGCAUUAAUAAAACCUCUCUAAGCUUUUGAAAUCUUCCUGGCACGUGUUCUCAGGACCCCAGUCCUGGCGUGGUGCAGCCCCAACCUCAUCUCUUCUGGGCCACUGUGGCAAAUAGUGGUCCAAGAGUUGUCCUAGGGGGGACAGGGCAGCAUGAGGGAACCCAGCAUGACGGGAUGUGGCUCUGGCUCUUUCUGUGAGGGGGGAAAGGCUGUGGCCCAGCUUUGUUCGCCUGUCGUGGUCACUGGCUGUGACCUGUGUCUGUC
Messenger RNA from Cuculus canorus (common cuckoo), 3244 nucleotides. RefSeq names its product Src homology 2 domain containing F (gene SHF). The record is from RefSeq and is a predicted model, not a curated record. The coding region runs from base 899 to 1357 and encodes 152 amino acids. Gene Ontology annotation, molecular function: phosphotyrosine residue binding. Lineage: Eukaryota; Metazoa; Chordata; Aves; Cuculiformes; Cuculidae. The transcript is spliced from 6 exons.